UGAUACUGCAUUCAUAAGUUUGAAUUAUGAAAUUUGGAUCCACAAUGAAGUCAAUAAUUUUUAUAUUAUUUGUAACAACUUUAGGAUGUCUAAAUCAAAACAUAUUAUCACCGGAGGCAGAUCCAGAAUUUGAAGCUGAAACAUUUCAGGGAGUUGGAUAUCCAAAAAUUGGAGAUAUACCAUUGCUUAAUCGUAAGGUAUUCAAAGGUAGUCGAGUAACAAUAAGGGAACACCCUUACAUUGUCAGCAUUCGCAGGAAAUAUGCUCACUACUUGACGGGCACCUUACUCACGAGGAACCUUGUCAUAUCCGUGGCACAUCCUUUGCAUCUAGUACCAGUAACCGAGCUAGGAGUUGUAUCUGGACAGAAUUAUGCGGAUCGCGGUACAAACAUUAUGACGGUACUGUUUGUCAUCAUCCACGAAAACUUCGAUCCCAAUACUCUGGCCGCUGAUAUCGCACUGCUAAGAUUAUAUGAGGAUAUACCACUUAAGAUAGCUAUAAAAGCUAUUAUGUUGGUAUCACCUUUAACAAAACUGGAAGGAUUUCGAGCCUUCGUUACCGGGUGGGGCCGAUGUGAUCUAACGGGAAGAGAGCUGUGUUUGCCACGGUCGAGCAUAUAUUUCCCGGACGAGAAGUUAGAUCCAAUGUUGAGGACAGUAAACUUCAUGGUAUCGUCGACGAAAGUACAUUGCGACACAUACGAACGUCAUCAAACAUAUAUUCGGCAAGGCAUGCUGUGCCUGGGACAAUCUCGGCGCGAGGAUCCCAUGUGCCCUUGCUUAGCAGUGCCGGGCGCUCCGCUCGUCGUGAACUCUCGCUUGGCAGGUCUACAGUCUUGGGGAUUUGGAUGCGGUUAUAAACACGACCUGCCUCUCGUCUAUACUGACAUACGAUAUUACUUAUCAUGGUUACUAACCAAUAUUCCAAUUCUACGGAAAAUAACCAGAUCAGAUUUGACUCCAUUUUUUGAAGCUACUAAAGGUUAUAUUUUCAUACAGUGGUUGGAACAAGCGAGGUACUCGAAAACGUUAAACUUCGAAUUGACCCAUAAUGAUUUGCAACCCCGGGAAAUCGAUAAGUUACUUGCGAACAUGAAAGGUACAAUUUUCGAGAUCAGAGACUUCAUAAACAAUGGUACAUUUCGUGAAUCAAAACAGAAAAUGUACAUGUUGCUUAGGAACUCCUCUGAAAGGAUCAGGAGAAUAGAAACACUGAAAUUGACUACAAACGUCGCUGAACCGUUUAUUAGUAACAAUACACUGAACAAAAUUGGACUGUAUUUGAAUCACGGCUUAUUGGGCGAUGUACACGACAACAAUCCCGAUUCAAGUACUGCUUUCGACGAUUAUGAAUAA
Messenger RNA from Galleria mellonella (greater wax moth), 1358 nucleotides. Its product is annotated as trypsin delta-like. Gene Ontology annotation, biological process: proteolysis. The record is from RefSeq and is a predicted model, not a curated record. Gene Ontology annotation, molecular function: serine-type endopeptidase activity. The coding region runs from base 27 to 1358 and encodes 443 amino acids. NCBI's taxonomy places the organism in Eukaryota, Metazoa, Arthropoda, Insecta, Lepidoptera, Pyralidae. The transcript is spliced from 8 exons.